This is a messenger RNA of Vanrija pseudolonga, 1577 nucleotides long. RefSeq lists its product as uncharacterized. The coding region runs from base 32 to 1501 and encodes 489 amino acids. The transcript has 5 exons. The record is from RefSeq and is a predicted model, not a curated record. NCBI's taxonomy places the organism in Eukaryota, Fungi, Basidiomycota, Tremellomycetes, Trichosporonales, Trichosporonaceae.
GGUCAAACCCGACACAACAGCUCCAACGACCAUGAGGAGGUCAAUUUCGGCUCUCUCUCGACAGACAAACGGAUUAAUGCUGGCGCGGAGGGCGCGCGUGUCGGUGCCCUCAGCACUGCCUGCCCGCCUGCGCUCCUACUCGUCCGACUCUGACGCCGUCUCCGUGUCCGUCUCAGACAAGAUCGUCGCCGUCCCCUUCAAGCAGAAGCCUCGGGACGCGCGCGACCGUCUGCUGAUACACGGCCUGUUGGCGUCCGCGGCCUGGCCGAAUGUUCUGUGGGCCGGCGCACUCCGGCUCCUCGGCACCGGCAUCGAGCCGUUCGGCAAGGAGUUCGGCUUCGGCGAGUCGGUCACCUUCAAGGAGAUGAAGGCUGCAUACUGGCCCGUCUGGCGCGUAGACCUCAUGGCCGAGGGCACCGUUGAGAAGAACUAUGGCGUCGAGGAGUCGAAGGCCUGGCUGUCGGUCCGGGAGGGCUACAUCCCGGGUAACCCCUUUGCCCCCCUCUCGUACCUGUCGUACGCUGUGCCCCCACUGCCCGACGAGCUCCCAACCUACGACCCGUCGCGGGAUCUCAAGCAGCUUGGUGACGGCUACGAUAUCGUCCCUGUGCCGUUCACCGUCUCACCCUUGGGUAUGCUCGACAAGAUCCGUCGUGAGAUUGGCCGGAAGCGCGUCUUCAACGGCAUUCGGGUCGACGAGUCCAAGUGGAAGGAGCAAUUGUUCGCAGCCUACCCUCUUCUCUUCCCCAUGUACAUUGCCGAGUUUGAGGUCAACAUCGAGGGCAAGGACAAGCGGACAUACCAGAUCAUUAUGGAUGCUCAUGACGAGAAUCCUGGAAAAUGCCGUGUUAGCUUCCCCCCACCAGACGAGAUGCGCGAAAGGUGGGCCGGCGCGCGCCCCGGCGAAACCGAGGACUACUCUGACGACCCUCGCAGUGGACGCCUGGCCAACAACUACUACGUCAACCCUGCGACGUUCCUCCCAACGACACAUCUCAUUAUUCCCUCCUUGUCCUUGGAGAACAUGGGCGGCGUGAGCCUUGCGGCCGGGGUCUCGACCGCGUACAGCCACUGGAUGUCGCCCGGCCCUACCGGUGACUCGAUCCCGCCUUCGCCCACGCUUUCAGUCGCGGAGAACGGACCGGAGGUUGACUGGUCCGACCCACGGAUACAGAGCUGGGCGAGUGACGAGCGUAUCCAGAACGGCGAGUACCUUGAGAUGUCGCUCGAGACAACCAAGGCGAUCGGCGCGUUCGAGGCCAUGAACCAGCUUACGAGCGGGCUCCCUGACCAAGGCAAGGGCAAGGUCAUGGUCGGCGGCCAGCUGAGCCGUGGCAAGCGGCCAGAGUUCCGCCCCGUCGACGAGGUGCGCGGGGAGAUGGAGGAGGCGAUCCAGCAGCAGCGGGACGAGGUGGCCAAGCUCAAGCCGCAGUGGCUGGUCGACUUUGAGUCCAAGUCGGAGAAGACGAAUGAGACAAAGGAGACGGCGGCGGAGGAGUGAAGGGGGGUGUCGGUAGCGCGCUCACAGUCAUUGAUUGCACAAACAACUAUCUAUCGCAUGCAGCAUCUGCCUCGAG